GCUCUCAUACCUCCACCUCAAACCCAAUCAACCUACCAAAAAUCUUAACAAUCCACCACCCAAAAAUGACAGAUUAUCAGACCUACAAUCCGCAACACCAUGUCGGAGGAGGAGUAGGAGGAAUGCAUCAGCAGCAGUACACCAACACCUCUCCGCGGGCUCACCAAGCAGUCAAAGCAGCCACGGCCGCCACCGCCGGUGGCUCACUCCUGGUUCUCUCCGGUCUCACACUGGCGGCGACUGUUAUCGCACUGACAAUCGCCACUCCGCUACUUGUGAUCUUCAGUCCGGUGCUUGUCCCGGCUGCCAUCACCGUGUUUCUUCUGGCCACUGGGUUUUUGACGUCGGGAGGAUUUGGAGUGGCGGCGGUGACGGUGUUAUCAUGGAUUUACAAGUACGCGACUGGUGGGCACCCACCAGGGGCUGACUCACUGGAUCAGGCUAGGGAUAAGUUGGGGUACAAAGCUCGGGAGAUGAAGGGGAGGGCGGAGCAAGCCACCGGAAUGGGACACCACCAGAGAGCUGAUCUGUAGGUUCUCUCAUGAAGGAGAUAAUGUUCAUGCCUAUGAUCAUGUGUCGGCUAUAUGUCUAUUUUUAUUGCUUUUUUCUUUUUGGUUAAAUGAUUUUGUGUGUGUUUUCAUGUGGUGUUUGUGUGUAUUAUGUUUGAUGUAAUAAAUCAAGUACAAGUUCUUUAUA
Messenger RNA from Lactuca sativa (garden lettuce), 696 nucleotides. RefSeq names its product oleosin Cor a 13. Gene Ontology annotation, cellular component: monolayer-surrounded lipid storage body; extracellular region; membrane. Gene Ontology annotation, biological process: sexual reproduction; lipid storage. Lineage: Eukaryota; Viridiplantae; Streptophyta; Magnoliopsida; Asterales; Asteraceae. The record is from RefSeq and is a predicted model, not a curated record.